Molecule: messenger RNA, 240 nt
Organism: Torulaspora globosa
Lineage: Eukaryota; Fungi; Ascomycota; Saccharomycetes; Saccharomycetales; Saccharomycetaceae
Exons: 1
Coding region: 1-240 (79 amino acids)
Source: RefSeq, a predicted model, not a curated record
AUGUCUGGUGAUAAGCGGGAAGACAUAGAUCUGGAAUCAGAUGAGUUGAUGGCCGAAAUGUGUCCCCAAUGUGGGGAGUUUCUGCAAAAAUGUUUGAUUCAACAAAACUACGCAGUGAUCAUAUGUCCAAGCCUCCAAUGUGCCUUCCCAUUCAACCAGAAUAAAGCACUGGACAAUAUCGUGUACGUCGAUGAGAGUGAAGUGCUUGAAGUGGCCAGACAGCGGUUAACCAAAAGUUAG